Molecule: messenger RNA, 3636 nt
Organism: Onthophagus taurus
Lineage: Eukaryota; Metazoa; Arthropoda; Insecta; Coleoptera; Scarabaeidae
Gene: Srrm1
Product: Serine-arginine repetitive matrix 1
Biological process (GO): regulation of mRNA splicing, via spliceosome
Cellular component (GO): spliceosomal complex
Molecular function (GO): RNA binding
Source: RefSeq, a predicted model, not a curated record
UUUUAAAAAAUAAGAUGGUAAAGCAGGUUACCUUAUUAUCGAUAGUGCAGACGCCACGCCAUUUUGUUAGAAACCCAACAUGGAUUUUUAACUAGACAUUAAGUGCGCGUGUUCAACCAGGUGUAGAAAAAGGGAUAAAAACGAUGCCCUUCAUGCGUUUUUUCAAUUAACGGUGUUCGGCUAAAAUCUAUUUAAAACUAUGCGAAAGUCCUAAUAUGCUCGCGACACCCACCGGACGCGAUGGUGUUUUGUGCGUGAAUUGUUUGCUGCGGUGCCGGCAUUUCUUUAGCUGUUCGUUUCGUUCAAUAAAAAUCCUACAACCGGGGCCCUGGAGCCCCAUUUCGAUUUAAAACGUUGAACAGAAACCGCUCCCCAAGAUGAUGUACACGGGAACUACUACAGAGCAAGAUAAUCGCUUUAGCGAUAAAGAGAAGAAAUUACUUAAGCAAAUGAAGUUUAGUGAUUGUCUUAGUCAGAGGGUUGAUAUGUCCAAAAUUAAACUGGAUGUAAUAAAACCAUGGAUUCAAGAGAAGAUUACAGAAAUUUUAAAGAUUGAUGAUGAUGUUGUUGUUGAUUUUGUUUAUAAUCAACUUGAUGAGAAGUAUCCUGACCCCAAAAAGAUUCAAAUUAAUCUAACAGGCUUUCUUCAUGGCAAAAAUGCCAGAGAAUUUAUGGCUGAACUUUGGGCUUUACUCAUUUCAGCACAAGAAAAUCCAACAGGAAUACCUGAUUGUCUCCUUGAACUUCGUAAAGAAGAAAUUACCAAGAAAAGACAAGAAUUAGAAGAAUCUUCUAAAGAACGUGAAAAAGAAAAAGCAAAACCAGAAAAGGACAAAAAAUACCGAGAACGUGAACGAUCCCGUUCGCGUCGUUCAAGAUCAAGAUCUCGCCGUUCGAGGUCCAGAUCUAGACAACGGAGGAAGUCUCCAGAAAAUAAAACGUCCAGGGAUAGCGAUCGAUCGAAAGAACGCAAAGACAAACGUUCGCGAAGCCGAUCCGUCUCCAAAUUGAACGACUACAAUAACAAGGACAACGGGAACGUUAGUCCAAGUGAAAAACGGGAUCGAAACGGCGAAAAUAGCGACAAAGAACGCGAUGGACCACAUAAAAGAAAUGCAAUCACUCACAAGGAUCCCCCUCAACAAGUAUCGAAACUUCAAGCGAAGCUGAUGUCAAUGGCCGGAAACGACACCUUAAAAUCGAAAUCAGCAUCCCAUUCGAAGUCGAGAUCCCGUUCGAGGAGCAAGAGCGGUUCACUCAGCAAGUCGAGGUCGAGAUCAAGAGGAUCUAGAUCUUCAAGCAACUCGAGGAAGUCGGCGUCUAAAGAGCGGAAGUCGCGGUCGGUGUCCAAAGGGGUCGGAGGAGGCGCAGCCGAAAAACAGCGGCGUUCUCGUUCCAGCUCGGGAUCGAAGGCGAAUUUCGAAAUUCACAAGAAAGAAGACAGCGUUCAGAAGAAGCGCCACUACCGGACGAACAAAGAAAGUUCCGACAGCGAAGCCGAAGUGGACAAACGACGCGGGAAACGAUCACCCUCAAAAAGUCCGAAACGGGAUGCCAGAAAAAGUCGGGAUCGGCGGGAUAGCUCGAGGAGGAGACGAAGUCUUUCAAAAAGGAGGAGUAAUAGUCGUAAAAGAAGUUUAUCUCGAAGGAGGAGUGUGUCUCGUUCAAAAAGAAGCCCGAGUCGCCGACGUCGCAGCCCCUCAAGAUCUCGCAGAAGCCCCUCAAGAGGCCGCUACAGCCCUUCAAGGCGAAGGAGAAGCUACAGCCGCAGAAGGAGCUUGAGCAGAAGAAGAGGACGUCGCAGUCGAAGCAGAAGAAGUCCAAGUAGAAGACGAAGAAGCGUUAGCAGAAGAAGAAGUCGAGACCGUCUUCGCCGUUCAAGAUCAAGAGAUAAUCGUCAAACUUAUAGAAGACCACCGUCCAGAGAUAGAAGAAGAUCAAGAAGCCGAGAUAAACGUUCAAGGUCAAGAAGACGAUCACCAAGAGACAGUCGAGGCAGCGCAAGAAAACGAUCUCCACCACCAAGAGGACGCUCAAGACCAAGAAAACCGAGUAUAAGUCCACGAAGGCAACAAAGUGAACGUCGCGAUCCACCAAAACCAGAACAAUCUCGUGAAGAACGAGUUCCACCACGAAAGGAAGAGAAGAAAGAGCCUAUAAUUGAACCAGCCCCACCAUCAAGGAAGGUUCCUGAAACUAGGAAAAAUGAAGAGAUAGAACAAAGAAAAGUUGAUAGAACUAAAACCGAUAGAAAUACAGCUCGCGUUGAAGUUGAAACUAAUAAACGGAAGUCGGAUCAUGUAAAUGAAUCGAAAAAGGAUAAGAAAAAAUCGAAAUCGAGAAGUAGCAGCCCUAAGAUGCAUCAAAUUCCACCUCAUGCACCUCCCAGGUAUUCAAGGAGUUUAUCAAGAACACCAUCACCGUUCAUAAAGGCAAACGAAUUCCCGCCAAAUAAAAAAGAAGGUAAUAAAGAGGAUGUUAAAAAAAUAAAAAAAGAUAUUAAUAAAGAAAAAGAAGUUAAAGUGAGCAAAAAAAGACCGAAAAGUGAAUCAGAAACAAAUUCAUCAAGUUCGGAAAGUGAAGAAGAAGUAAAAAGUAAAGAUUCGAGAAAAAAAUUACGGACAAAGAAACGUCCGAGAAAACGUUCGCCGAGUUCAAGUGAUAGUGAUCGGGAAUAUUCAAAGAAAAAGGAUGAUAAAAAAGAAUCGAAACGAUCUAAACGCGAUAGUAGUGAAGAAAAACCAAGAAAGAAACGUCACGCAAGUUCCGAUUCGGGAACCGAUAAAAAGUAUAAACGUAAACAAAGAUCUUCAAGUACUGAAGAAGAAAAAACUAAAAAAUCCCGCCGAGUUGAAAAUUCGAGUGAUAGUGAUGAACCGAAAAAAUCGAAAAAACAUCGAGACACGUCUAGUGAUUCGGAAGUUGAGAAAAUUGAAAAGCGCGAUAAAGAUAAAAAGAAACAUAAAAAAGAGACUAGUUCCGAUUCGGACGAUGAUACGGCGAGAAAAAAGAAAAGAAAGAAGUCGAAAGCAAAGACUGAAAGCGAAAGCGAUAAUGAAAUCGAUUCGAAAAAGAGGAAGAAAGAUAAGAAGCAUAAGAAAAAGAAAAAGCAUUCGAAGAAACACAAGAAGCAUAAGAAGAAGAAAGUUGAAAGUGACGACUCGGAUAAUAGCGAUCCCGAGAUACUUAAUGAGGAUGAAAAAAAGUUGCGCGAAAAAGCGCUUAAGUCCAUGAAGAGGCAUGAUUCUAGUGACAAAUCUGAAUGAAAUUGACACAAAUAGAAAUAAAAAAGAUAAUAUGGACUUAGUUAACAAAAAAAAACAAAGAUAUUGAUUAAUUUAAAAAUUAAUUUUUUUCGUUCUGAAUUAUGAUUUUUUUGUUCAAAUUGAUUUAAUAGAGGAUAAUCUUUAGAAAAUAUGGUGUGAAUUGUGUAUUAUAUUGUUUUCCUUUUUUCUUUGUCAUUCAUUCCGUAUGAAUAUAAUAAAGUUAUUUCAAUGUGGUCAAACAAAUUUUAUUAUCUGCAAGACAAAUGAAUUUAGACAAACAAAAAAGAGUAAUCUUCUGGAUUUUAUAUACAUACAAUUGAUAGCAAUUAUCGCGAUUGAAUUAUUAAUAAAGGAAUAAAUAAAAUUUCAA